UUCGUCUGAUUUAGCAAGACAAGACAUGAACAAAAAAAAAUCGUUAUCUACUGUAGUAUAGUAAGAGCAGGAUUGUCAACAGCAUGCUUGUACACAUGUAGCACGGACCCUGAGAUAACAAGGGUUUGUUUCAAGCAGUAGUCAUGGAAACUGAAGAAGACCAUACGAGCGAAGAAUUGCCCAAGGUAUUCAACGAUCCUAUUCACGGACAUAUAGAAUUACACCCAUUAUGUAUCAAAAUUAUAGACACGCCUCAAUUUCAACGUCUGAGAAACAUAAAACAGCUUGGCACGUGUUAUCUGGUGUACCCUGGUGCUAGUCAUAAUAGAUUUGAACAUUCAUUAGGUGUGUGUCAUCUUGCUGGAAAACUGCUGCGAGCAAUAAAAGAACGUCAACCAGAUGUAGGCAUAACUGACAAAGAUAUUCUUUGUGUUGAAAUUGCUGGACUCUGUCAUGAUCUUGGACAUGGACCUUUUUCACAUUUGUUUGAUCAAAAGUUUAUACCGACUGUGAGGAAAGGAUGUAAGUGGAAGCACGAGAAAGCAUCUGUUGAUAUGUUUGACUAUAUGUUAAGGGACAAUGACAGGAGACUGGAAAAACAUUUCCAGCGACUAAUGAUGGAUUUUAAAGAAGUUGAUUUAAUAUUUAUUAAAGAACUUAUUGAUGUUCCUGCAGCAAUCGACAAUGGGAGAUGGCCCUAUCGUGGGAGAGGAAGGGAUAAAAGCUUUUUGUACGAGAUUGUAGCAAAUAAAACCAACGGUAUUGACGUGGACAAAUGGGAUUACUUUGCGAGAGACUGCUUCAUGCUAGGGAUGAAAAAUUCAUUCGAUCACACCCGGUGUAUAACAAGUGCCCGAGUGCUAGAGGCCGAUGGAAGGCUGCAAAUAUGUUACAGAGAUAAAGAGGCUCAUGAUUUAUACGAUAUGUUCCACACGAGAAUGACCCUUCAUAGGAAGGCAUAUCAACACAAAACACAUAAUAUCAUAGGAAAAAUGAUGUGUGACGCUUUGGUUGCAGCAGACGAGUUUCUAAUAUUUGAAGGCGAAAAUGGUGAUAAGUUAAGCAUGUCGACAGCGAUAGAUGAUAUGAAAGCAUACUGUCAACUGACGGAUACAGUCAUAAGAACAAUACUACUUUCAUCUGAAGAAAAUUUGAAUACGUCUAAAUCUAUUUUGAUGGACAUAAUGAACCGAAAACUCUACAAGUAUGUGGCACAAACACAAGGAAAGGCUACAGGUAAUGGAAAUAUAAAUGAUCCUGAACACAUUAAAGAAUAUUUAUUGAAGUUUAAAAAUGAAAACGACGAGAUGUUGGAGAACUUUGAUGUUAAAAAGCUUGAUUUGGAGAUUGAUAUAGUGAAACUUGAUUAUGGCAUGAAGACAAACGACCCAAUAUCCAAAGUAAGAUUCUACAGUAAAAUAGAUGAAAAUAAAGCAGUGGCCAUAGCAAAAUCACAGAUUUCACAUUUUUUACCAGAAACGUUUGCUGAACAGAGUAUACGUUUAUAUUGCAAAAAUAAUUCACCUGACGUGAUUCAUUUUGUUAGAGAAGCGUUUUCAGCUUGGUGCUCACAAAAUAAUUUACCAAAACCAAAGGGUGAAGAAGAUGGUGAAUAAAGUGUCCCAUUGUCCUGUGUAACAUCAACACGAAAUGGUUUUGAUAUAUACGAAAUUAUUGCAUACAGAGCAGCAAAUUCAAUAUAUGUAUAUCAUAAAGAAUUA
Ruditapes philippinarum (Manila clam) is the source of this 1721-nucleotide messenger RNA. Its product is annotated as deoxynucleoside triphosphate triphosphohydrolase SAMHD1-like. Gene Ontology annotation, molecular function: dGTPase activity. Gene Ontology annotation, cellular component: nucleus. The transcript has 15 exons. Bases 144 to 1616 code for a protein of 490 amino acids. NCBI's taxonomy places the organism in Eukaryota, Metazoa, Mollusca, Bivalvia, Venerida, Veneridae. Gene Ontology annotation, biological process: dGTP catabolic process. The record is from RefSeq and is a predicted model, not a curated record.